AUGACUGGUCUUGAUCUCAUUCUGGGAUUGGACUGGUUAUCCAAGAACCAUGUUCUACUCGAUUGCUCUGCAAAAACAGUGUGUUUUAUGCCUGAAGACAUAGAAGGGCCAGUUGUGGUGAAAAACUACUACCUGAAUUCCAUGAUAGUGAUCUGUUCUAGGGCCGAAUGUCAGGAGAUAUUGUUGUUAGCUGCGGGUGUUUCGGGUGAUAUUCAAAGCUUGGAGCAAAUCCCGGUUGUGUGUGAGUUUGCAAAGGUGUUUCCUGAUGAUAUUGAGGAAUUUUUACCUAACCGAGAAGUUGAGUUUGCCAUUGAGUUAGUACCUGGGGCCGGACCAAUCUCGAGUGCUCCUUAUAGGAUGUCACCUCUAGAAAUGGCCAAAUUGAAGUCUCAACUGGAGGAUCUAUUGGGAAAGAACUUUAUUCGACCGAGUGUUUCUCCGUGA
This is a messenger RNA of Arachis ipaensis, 444 nucleotides long. RefSeq lists its product as uncharacterized. The record is from RefSeq and is a predicted model, not a curated record. Lineage: Eukaryota; Viridiplantae; Streptophyta; Magnoliopsida; Fabales; Fabaceae.